Helobdella robusta is the source of this 1207-nucleotide messenger RNA. RefSeq lists its product as hypothetical. Gene Ontology annotation, biological process: autophagy. The record is from RefSeq and is a predicted model, not a curated record. Gene Ontology annotation, molecular function: protein binding. The annotation marks the transcript as partial. Gene Ontology annotation, cellular component: intracellular membrane-bounded organelle. The transcript is spliced from 8 exons. NCBI's taxonomy places the organism in Eukaryota, Metazoa, Annelida, Clitellata, Rhynchobdellida, Glossiphoniidae.
UUAGGCAGAAAGAUUUUGGGGAAUUAAUUACGAGUUGUUUUGUUUAUUUUUUAUUUAUUUGAUUACAUAAUGUCCGAGUAGGAUAUUUGUCCCAAUUAAUUUAAACUUUCUCAGAUCACGUCGAAAAAAAUCACAAAACUUAAAACAAAAUCAAACUGAAGGAGGCUGUAUCCUCAUCCUGUCAUCCAUUUUAUGAGGACUAGGAAGGCCACCCACGAAGCGAUGUUCGGCCAUAACAGCCAUCACGGCAACACUGUUCAGUGCUUGCAGAUGAGAGAGUUGGGUGUCAAAAGGUCGAGACUCAGUAAAAAGGCCAACCCCGAUUUGUGCUUCAAAAAAUUCAUAGAAGAAAAAACCUCUAACCUUGAUACAAAUAAUAAACCAUUCGAGAUAUCUCGGCAAACGAAAUCAACGAUGAUUAUUGAUUUCAGCUAUGACCGGAAAUACAUAGCUUCCUCGCACGGCGAUCAUACAAUUAGGAUUUCAGAAAUUAGUACCGGGAAAUGUGUGCAGACACUGAAGGGCCAUCCAAGAACGCCGUGGUGUAUCGCAUUCCACCCCAAGUACCCCACACUUCUUGCGUCGGGCUGCCUCGGUGGUCAAGUUAGGAUUUGGGAUAUCACUAGUGGGUGCAGUGAGAGUUGGAUGUACCCGGACAUACGAUCGAUAUGCUCGCUAUGUUUUCAUCCGGCUGAGCAGUUGCUGCUAAUUGCAGUGCACGAUAAAAUUUACGCCUGGAGCUGGUGUAAGGAUAAGCCGUAUCUCCUUUGCGUGACUUCGAGGAAUGAGAAAGUUAGAUGGCUGCGAUUUCAUCCAACUGGCAAUUGGUUGUACACUGGGGUCUCCAAUGGAUUGACAGCCAGCAAGAGAACUUCAAGAAUGCCCUUGUAUGAUCCGCCAAUGAAUAGAGCAGGUCCAGAGCAUGACCACAGUUACCGCCGGUUCACUUACCGCCUGUCACGCUUCAGACCAUUCAACCACAACCUCAACAACAACGAUAACAUCGCCGACUACAACAUCAACGACGACGACGACGACAACAACAACAACAUUAACAACAACAUCAUCAACAACAACAGCAACCGUUUCAACAGCAAUAGCAACAACAACAACAUGGCUGAUGAUGAGGAUGGUGGUGGCGAUGAUGACGACGACGACGAUCCUGUCGUCGGCGCUCCUAGCAGCAGUAGCAUCUUUAAUCGCGGCC